CAUUGUCGGGAGUGAUCUGCAGAUUGGGCCAAUGGAAAUGGCAGCCCGCGAUCUUCGAGCCAUCGUGGGUGGUGCGCAUGGUGACGAUGGGGGCGUCGUUGAUGGUGCUGCUGACAUGGUCAUACAUGGCCUUGUAGAGACCAUGGGCACCAUCGGCAUGCUGGGAUGCAAGCUGGCUGCCAUCGAGAUCCAUGAAGAAAUUGAAGAGAGCGCUGGUGCGCUCGAUCAUGGAGACACGGUAGCCCUGCAAGUACUUGGCGAGGUACUGGCGAUGGAAGCGGUCGAGACCGGGCUCGGGAAUGUGGUGGGUCAGCCUGCCAGGAAUGAAGGGUGCCCCAUGGGUCUGGGGGAGCUCGCUGUUGCUGCGUUUGUACUCGGGAAAGUUGAAGGUGUCGCCGGGACGGGCAAACUCGACAAACUCGAGGUCCGUUGCGCUCCUCGAUCGAGUGGACGACCCAAGGGCGAUCGGGAACUCGCCAUCGAGAUCGGCCUGGAGCGGGACACACACGCGGACGACAAAGUGAUCGGAGAGGCGCUGAGCGAACUUGGCCAGAUCAGUG
Polychytrium aggregatum is the source of this 560-nucleotide messenger RNA. RefSeq lists its product as uncharacterized. The record is from RefSeq and is a predicted model, not a curated record. NCBI's taxonomy places the organism in Eukaryota, Fungi, Chytridiomycota, Chytridiomycetes, Polychytriales. The transcript has a single exon. Bases 300 to 524 code for a protein of 74 amino acids.